Messenger RNA from Triplophysa rosa, 5350 nucleotides. It is a transcript of the gene cd109, whose product is annotated as CD109 molecule. Gene Ontology annotation, cellular component: extracellular region. Gene Ontology annotation, molecular function: endopeptidase inhibitor activity. The transcript is spliced from 33 exons. The record is from RefSeq and is a predicted model, not a curated record. The coding region runs from base 89 to 4456 and encodes 1455 amino acids. Lineage: Eukaryota; Metazoa; Chordata; Actinopteri; Cypriniformes; Nemacheilidae.
AGGAUCAGGUGUUUAAAGACACUAUAAAAACACCUGUUAGUCUCAGGACAUCAGUAACUUUGACCUCCCUGCAGUGUCGCACCCGCAAAUGGAGUGGCUUCAAGUCUUGCUAGGAUUUAUUCUAGUUUGCAGUGGAAUUAGUUUGGCGAGCACAACUACACAAAGCGCAGAACAUAAUCCCACCUAUGUAAUAUCCGUCCCUAAAGUUCUGCGCUGUGGAGUUCCAGCCACACUAUCAGUCACUGUGCUCACAGAACAUCCCAUAAACGUCACUUCUGAGCUCCUCCAUGGCAACAAAAGUGUGGCUCAAAUACAGAGCACCAUCCCAGGAGGCUCCACUAAAAUGCUGCAUCUUCCCCCUGUGUUUUACGAUGACCUCAGUUUCUGGCAUCCAUACGAGCUGCAUGUGAAGGGCUUCGUCGGGCCAACUCAAGUCUUCUCAAAUUCCACCAAGAUGCCCUUCAGCCCCAAGUGCGUGUCCAUUUUUAUCCAAACCGACAAGAACAGCUACCAGCCGGGACAGGCGGUGAAGUUUCGGGUUUUGACCUUAACGCCCGAUGGAAAGCCGUACAAGGGCCGGAUAGACAUUUUUAUCCAGGAUCCGAGGGGGAAUAUGAUUCGGCAGUGGCUGUCUGUGAAUGCCGUCCUCGGUGCUGUGUCAGAAGAACUGAUCCUCUCUCAGAAUCCAUCACGAGGCCAUUGGAGCAUCAUAGCUAAAAUCGAUGAAGUUGUGAAAAAUAGACUGUUCAAUGUCGAAUACUACGUACUUCCUAAAUUUGAAGUGAAUGUGGACGUUCCCUCUGUCCAUUAUCAUGAAGAUACGCUAGUUGGGUCGGUCGAUGCCAGAUAUUUUUAUGGGAAACCCGUCAGUGGUGUCAUGAAGGUUUCCUUUGAUCACUUUUUCUAUGGUUUUAAUGUGCAAUACCAGCAGGAGGGAAGGAUUGAUGGCUCUGCUGAUUUUACAUUUGAAGUACCUCGCUUGGGCAAGCGUACUGUUGAGGAUAUGAACUAUGACAAAUACAGAGGCAGAGAAUACAUCGACAUCAGUGUGAACGUGACGGAGCAUGCUACAGGAUUGACAUACAACAAUAGUGCGAGAGUUUCUAUUGUGAAGAGUAAAUACAAUAUAGAGUUCCUGCAACAUCCACAGUUCAUAAAACCAGCCAUGACCUUCUCUUCUCUGUUGAAGGUAUCCACGUAUAACGGCCAGCCUCUGACUGAUGAAGAGCGGAGGGAAGGCAUACGGCUGGUCAUCGCCCAAUACAAGUUCAGUCCCUGGAUGAUGAAUGAUCAUGAAGAGGCCGGGCCUCGUACCCCCGAACCACCAGACCCUGUCUCCACUUUCUCUCCGGUUUACAAUCUUCCCUUUCAAGAGAUGACGUAUUAUGUUCCUGCUGAUGGGAUAGUGUCGUUUCACACUACCAUCGCUGACGACGUGGCCACGCUUGAUAUAGAGGCUCAGUUUCAAGACACGGUCAGACGGCUACAGCUGCACAGCAGUAAUUCAUCACCCAGCGGGUCUUACAUGCAUCUGCACACCAACAGUGAUCCUCAGGUCGGACAGCCAUUGGCUUUGAAUGUGGAAAGCAACGUUAACCUGACCAGAUUCCACUAUGUGGUGAUGUCUCGUGGUCGGGUGGUGAACGCUGGAACCUCAGAAUCCUUGUAUUUUAGUCUGGAUCCUGAUCAGUCCUGGACUCCGCUGGCCUGUGUUCUAGUGUACUACACACUGUCUGACGGAGAGCUAGUCAACGACGCUUUACAAGUCACUUUCCCACAAGUCCUGACAAACACAGUGUCUCUGAGGUGGAGUCAGGACCGUGCUGGACCAGGAGACUCUGUUUCUUUAUCCGUCUCUGUUUCCGAGUCUGGAUCCCUGGUGGGGUUUCUGGUGGUGGAUAAGGCGACGCUUGACUCUAAAACAGACAAUGGCAUCACAGUCAAGACGGUGCUGGAGGAGUUCAUGUCGUACAGCAGAGACAUGACCUACACAGAUCACACGAGAGAUCCGUAUUCUGCAUUCACGAACUGCGGCGUCACGGUCCUGACAGACGCCAGGCUGAACCAGGAGAACAACAUGAUGUUCUUUGCGUUUCCAGGGGAGAUCGCCUACACGGACCAGCCGUCAGACGGGCCCGCUCACGAGACAAGAGAGAGAAAAUACUUUCCUGAAACUUGGAUCUGGCUGGAUGCCGACAUGGGUAAUUCCACCUCAAAGUCUUUUCCGUUCACCGUGCCGGACAGCAUGACGUCUUGGGUGGCGUUUGGCAUUGUGAUGUCAGAAGGUCUUGGUUUGGGCAUCAGUGAUCCUGUAGAACUGACGGUAUUCCAGAGUUUUUUCCUGUCUCUCAAUCUUCCGGCGUUCAUCAUCCGUGGAGAACUUCUGCUGCUGGACGUCAAUUUAUUCAACUAUGUGGAUGUGGAUUUGGAGGUGAUCGUGGUCAUUGCAGAAAGUCCCAUGUUUGAGUUUGUGUCUCCAGACGGUGAAGAAUAUUCUUUGGCUAAUGUGAGGAAGGUCUAUGUCAUGAGUCAAAACAUGACAAGCAUUCUGUUCCCCAUCCGUGCCACCGUACUGGGAGUGAUUGUCUUCUCUGUCAAAGCCACGUCCAUCUACACUUCAGACUUAGUCUACAAAACCGUUCUUGUCAAGCCGGAGGGAAUGGAGCAGUCGUCCACUCAAACGCUGUUUCUGGAGUUUCCAUUAAAUCAGAGAAUUCUGUCCAGAUCAAUGGAGUUUAUGUUUCCAGCAGACGUGGUUCCUGGCAGUCAGAGGGCCAGUGUUUCCGCUGUGGGUGAUAUUCUGGGUCCGUCGAUCGGCAAUCUGGACUCUCUCAUUCAGAUGCCCUACGGCUGUGGAGAACAAAACAUGAUUCAUUUCGCUCCAAACGUCUAUGUUCUCCAAUAUCUGAGGAGCUCAGGGCAGAAUGAAGAGCAGACGAGGAACCGAGCGAUGAGCUACAUGCUGGAAGCUUAUGAACGUGAGCUGUCGUAUCAGAGGAUGGAUGGUUCUUUCAGCGCGUUUGGAGACAGCGAUCCAUCGGGCAGCACGUGGUUAUCAGCGUUCGUGCUGAGAUGUUUCCUGCAAGCUCGAACGUUCGUUCCCAUUGAUCCAUCGGUGAUACAGAGGACAGCUUCUUGGCUGGAGACCCAACAGAACCCUGACGGAUCAUUCAGAGAGCCGGGUUACGUCAUUCACACAGAACUCCAGGGAGGUCUGGACGGGCCCGUUUCUCUCACGGCAUACGUCCUCAUGGCGCUUCUGGAAGACGAUGAAUACAGGAGUUCAUUUGAAGCAAGUGUUUCUUCCGCCAGAAGUUACCUGACCGCUCAGCUGUCUCUGGGUAUCUCCAGUAACUACAGUCUGUGUUUGGUCACAUAUGCGCUCUCUCUGGCCAACAGCUCUGUGGCUUCAUCUGCCCUUACACAACUGUUAAACAGAGCCAUCAUGAGAGAUGGAGUGCCAUCAUGGAGCACUUCAGAAAACGUUCUCUCUAGCUUCUGGCAGCCACGUUCAUCAGAUAUCGAGAUGUCUGCCUAUGUACUGCUGUCCAUGAACAGACAGGCACGCAUGGAUGAAGGCUUUAUGCUGAUGAAAUGGCUCAGUCAGCAGAGAAACCAUCUGGGUGGAUAUGGAUCUACUCAGGACACGGUGAUGGCGUUACACGCUCUCUCGGUCUACGCCAGAUACGGCAGCUCUGACUUUUUGGAUCUCUCCAUCACCGUCAACAAUCUCAUGGGUCCUGUCGCCAACUUCAACAUAAACAAAACCAAUUACCUGCUUCAACAGAGCCAAGACCUGCCUAUGGAAGCAGACGACAGAGUAAAGGUUGAGGUGGUCGCAAGAGGUCAGGGCUUUGCUCUCUUUCAGCUCAAUGUGUUCUACAACAUAAACGGACUGAGGACGUCCCGCCGGCGCCGCGACGUUUACACCGAUGACUUCUUUUAUCUGUAUGUGGAUGUCGCGGAUGAUGACACAUUCCAUAUAAACAUCCAUAUAUGUUUCAGUCUGAGACCUGGUAAGGGUCUGAAUCAAACAGGUAUGGCCAUCCUGGAUGUGGGUUUGCUCACCGGGUUCAGCUUGAACCAAGACACCAUCCAGACAGACGAUGUGGUCCGAAGGAUCGAGACGCCUCCUGGACGAGUUAUUCUUUAUUUAAACGCAGUGAAUACAGUUGAAAGGUGUGUCGACAUACCCACCAUCUUGGAUUUCAAGGUGGCCAACGUUCAGGAUGCAGUGGUUAUGAUCUAUGACUAUUACGAACCCCUGCGUAAGACAGUCCGGUCCUACACGUCUGUGAGGAGACGUGACAUGUCCGUGUGUUCUCUGUGUGGCUCUGAAUGCGCUCAGUGUCAGAAUCAGGACUCCUGGCCCACCGAUGGGACGUCAUCGUUUAACAAACCUCUUUUGACUCUCAUCUUCACCACACUUCUCAUUCUCCUCUCGGUCUGUAAUUAAUCAGUGUUUGAGAUCAGUUUGACUUUAAAAUAAACAUAAACAGACUUUUUUUAUUUAAUGAACCUAAUCCAUGAAAUUUGAGCAGGCUGAUGUCAAUUCUUUUAAAAUCAUCACUGUGUGUCAUGAGCAUUCUUAAAAUCAUUAUGCUGGCUUUGAGACCCUCCUUUUGGUUUGUGGUCACAUGAUCUGUCACAGCUUAAUGAAACAGAAUUGAAUCUCAUCACUUACCUUGAAUGACCAGGUUGUUUUAGACGUUCCUAUUAUGUUGUGUAUUGUGUAAUUUUCAAUGAUUUUUUUAUCUCAGGAAUAGCAGUUAAGUCUCGAGGAGUGUUUGUACAAUAAUACACAAUAAUCAUCUGCUGUAUUCUGCUGCGUUCAGAUCAUGACUGAAUUACUGUAUUUACUGUUCGACUAGUUAAGAGAAACAUUUUUGUUUUUGUCAAAUUCGAAGAUUCAACUUAAUUGUUGUAAAAACUCGUUAUUUUUUUUAAGUCCGUUCAAUAUAAUUUAAGUUUAAUUGACUCAUAAAGCUAAUUUGAUUCAACUUCCAAAUUUAACGAAAAGUUAAAAGUUGUUAUUUUACAGUGUAGGCUAUUUUACUAAAUUGAUCCUGGCGAAUCAUCAAAGAUGUCAAUUAUUUCUGUUGCCAUGGAAACAAGUCACGUGUAAUUCACUUGACGUAACGCAGCAGAAAUGUCUGUUUUGUGCUUAAUGCUUUACAAAUGCUGGUGAAUUGUAAAUCUGUGAACUUCUCUCACAUCAUUACACUGUGAUUUUCAGAUAAGGCGAUGUGGUUUUGUGUUUGUUUUGUGUUUUCGACAGACAAGUGUCUACACCCAAAACCAGCUAAUGUAUAACAGCAUAACCAGCUCAACCAGGCUGCAAAACUAUUUU